AUGGACGGCCUAGUUGAUCCAGAGACAAUUUACAUGAAACAGAACUGCAUCGGUGGUGGUAGUUUCGGAAAAGUUUACAAAGGUGUUGAUAAGCGCUCGGGUGCAUCUGUCGCCAUCAAGAUAAUCGAUGUUGAGAACGCCGAAGAUGAAGUCGAAGAUAUUAUCCAAGAAAUUGCGAUUUUGUCUGAGCUUAACUCUCCGUAUGUUACAAGAUACCACGGUUCAUUUCUAAAAGGGUCGAAUCUAUGGAUCAUUAUGGAAUUCUGCUCUGGGGGCAGUUGCUCUGAUUUGCUACGCCCUGGUCCGAUUCCGGAGGAAUAUAUCGUGAUUAUUCUAAAGGAGCUGCUCCGAGGUUUGGACUACUUGCACAGUGACAAGAAGCUACAUAGGGACGUUAAAGCUGCAAAUAUUCUCUUGACCUCGAAUGGCCAGGUGAAGUUGGCGGAUUUCGGUGUUUCCGGGCAAUUGUCGGCAACGAUGACCAAAAAGAACACUUUUGUAGGCACACCGUUUUGGAUGGCACCAGAAGUUAUCAAACAAUCUGGCUAUGAUUACAAGGCUGACAUUUGGUCUCUUGGGAUUACGGCGAUUGAAUUGGCCUUAGGAGAGCCUCCCUACUCUGAUAUCCACCCCAUGAAAGUCCUUUUCUUAAUUCCAAAAAACCCCCCUCCUGUGUUACAGGGCGACUAUAGCAAAGGAUUCAAGAGCUUUGUCGAUAUGUGUCUACGCCGUGAUCCUAAGGAACGGCCUUCGGCCAGAGAAUUGCUUGAGCACCCAUUUAUCAAACGGGCAAAGAAAACAACUUAUCUAACAGAGCUUAUCGAACGCUAUGAGCGCUGGCAUACUGUCUAUGGGAAUCGCAAUGGCGAGGAAGAAGAUGAGGUAGUGCACGAGCCCCCUCCCGAGCCAGCAAACCCUGAAGAGGAAGACCUUUGGGACUUUGGUACAGUCCGUCCUGCAGGAAGAGGAGCUCCUAUGAGGCCUAUGAAAAAUUCAGCAAUGAACACUCGAAACCACGAUACUGUGGAAUGGGAUUUGAGAGAUGAGUCUUCGAGGGGUCCGACAAAACCCGACAACAACUCACCACCAAGGUCACCCCAGAUAAAGAGCGCUCCAAAUCCCACUCCCAAGACAUCGCCUACAAAGGUCCCUCUGCCGCCCUCCCCGGUGAAGCAUACAGCUGCAGAUUUCAGGCCUCAAACACCUUCACACCUUCAAAAACCUGUUUCGCGACCCCUGAAGGAAAGCCCUGGCACCAGUGAAUAUGACAAAGCCUUGCAGCAGUCUUUGGCUGAAGAUCUAUCGUUUCUCCAGCUAGAUAGUUCCCCUGGGAAUCCGUCGGCUUCAAAGGAACGGGGCAACGUUCCAGGUGAUCAAACACCCAGAAGAUCUACACCAUCUCACUCUUCGGGAUCACCGUUUCAAGGACCCACGUACGCAACACCAUCGCGGAAUCUUUUCGAUCAGGGCUCUAGGCCUGCUACGGAUAUGCGUCCCCCACAACAAAUUCCCCAACCCUCGCAUCGCCCUCCACCAACGCCCAAACAUGGAUUGCCGCAGCCACAGCCACAGUCACGGCCGCAACUUCAGCAGACCCCGCAGACUCCGCAGACCCCAACUCGAAGCCUACCACCGCCUCCUGGUCUCGCAGGUGGCAACCAGCAGCUUCACAGAAGCUUAGAGACUAGUGUGCAAGGCGCAGGUGGAUUACCGCUUUCUAAUGAGGUUACAGCGCUGAAUAGUGUUAUAUUACCGGCACUUAGGGCAGCCAUGCGUCGUCGAGCCCGUCGUCUCGAACUUCUUACACGAAAUACCGCUGUGCAUUCCGCUGAAAAUAGAAUGGAUUUGCUUGAACUUCAGUCUCGUCGUGAUUACGUUCAUCAAAUGAUGGAGGCUCUUGUGGGUGAUAUGUGCGGGAUGUUCUCUAGGAUUGAGCGUUGGGAUAACGAGGCGCCAAUUGGGAUGGGUGCGGAUGUUACGUCGUUCUUAGAAGGAUUUCUCGAAGAAGUGUUGGUUAGGAUUGAACCGGCUGACGAAGAGAACAGUCCAUCCAAGCCCUGA
This is a messenger RNA of Aspergillus wentii DTO 134E9, 2061 nucleotides long. RefSeq names its product putative Ste20-like serine/threonine protein kinase. The transcript is spliced from 4 exons. The record is from RefSeq and is a predicted model, not a curated record. NCBI's taxonomy places the organism in Eukaryota, Fungi, Ascomycota, Eurotiomycetes, Eurotiales, Aspergillaceae. Bases 1 to 2061 code for a protein of 686 amino acids. Gene Ontology annotation, molecular function: protein kinase activity; ATP binding. Gene Ontology annotation, biological process: protein phosphorylation.